UCAUGUGAAACACUCCAACCCCUUCAUAUGACUGGAUACAUUCCCCAUUUUCCAAUUUUUUCUUUUUCCACGCACAAUAGCAGCCAAAAUUUAUGGUUGUUUCUCGAUUUUUUUCACGAUAAGGUUCCAAUUUGAAUUUAGGUUUCUCACUCAGCCGUUACUCUGUGACGCUUGAGCUUCUCCAAGAUUUGUUGAAAGAGGCGAGUGAGCACAAAAUCGGAGACAACAAAUUUCAGAAAAAGUGUUGCGUGGAUGUUUAAAGGUUUGGAUCGUUGAAGUUUUGAUGAGUUGAUGAAUAUAUGAUGUUUGAUGAACCGUUGAAAGUUGUUGUGUUGGUUUUGUGAAGGAAACUGAUCCUUUGUCUCCUUCUACAUUUCUGAAGGGUUUGUGUCAAAUGGGAAAAUGAUGAUGAACAUUUUUGGGUUUAUGAUGAAUUUAGGGUUUAUGACAUCAACUAAUUUCUUCUUCUAUUUGCGUUUCUUCUUUGUUGAAUCUUUGUGGUUUUAGAGUAUUUAAAUUUGGUUGGACUGGAUUUCUUAGGCUAAGUCAUGAUGGAUCUCUUUCUCUGUUUCAUAAGCAUCCUUCUCCAACGAAGAAGACGCUGACUCUGCUCAUAUUUUCGAGGUUGUCGUCAUUGUCGGUGUUGCUUUGCAGGUUCUCGAAAUCAAUUGGAUGUUAUCACAACCCAUUGAACUGCUGUAGCUUCUUUGUUUGCAGUUAUAAUAUCGAGUAGCUCACAAACUGGAAUUCGGCUCUGAUUAUGCAGCUGUCACAGGAUAUCAGUUCAGGUAGGGCUAAUUGGAAUGGAUUAUCUGAUACAGGUCGGUAUCCAUUAUUUCACAAUCAAUAUACAUUCAAAUUUUUUCUGUGGUAGUCCUAUAAUGUCCUUUCGAUAUCUUCGUGCGUCUUUGUAUUUACAGCAACAUUGAUAAUCAAUUACAUGGUUUCAGGUUUGGUUUAUGUGUUUUAGUAUACAUCUAAAUUGUGAUUCAUGGUUAUGUGUUGUAGUUUAAAUCCAUCCUUCCUGAUAAAAGUACACAAGUAGACAUAUCACUUGCGUAUAGACCAGUUAUAGACAUGUGGAGCAUUGGCUGCAUAUUUGCAGAACUUUUAACCGGAAAACCUCUUUUCCCUGGGAAGAAUGUUGUCCAUCAAUUGGAUAUCAUGACUGAUUUUCUUGAAACACCAUCUCCUGAUGCCAUUGCAAGGAAUACGACUGAGGUUGCAGAGGAUUUAUCCAAAUGUUGCAUCAAAGAAGUUGAGAAACCGCCUGUAGAUAGGAGUAAUGUUAUUCUUUCGAUGACCCGACUUCCUUUACAAACUCCUCAAAAUGUUCAAGGUCUUGCUGCAAGGCCCGAAAAAUUUGUUGGUUCUGCAAUGCAUUAUAAUAACUGUGGGGUGGCAGCAGAAAUCGAACAACGGAGGGUGGUUAGGAAUGCAUCUAUUUUGAAUCAGUAUGCGGCUUCAAGUUAUCGGCGGAGAAAUCCAAACUAUAAAAGCGAGAGGAUAGAAGAUGAUGCGAUUGAAGGUUCUAACGGGAUGCAACCAAAGCUUCAAUACAUAGCAAGGAAAGUUGCUGCUGCUCAAGACGAAGCAGGUAGCCACUGGUAUUGAUUUUUAUCCUGCUGCUCAAGGCAGAGCAUGUAGCCAGUGGUAUUGAUUUUUGAUGAAAAAUGAAGUUUACGUGGCUUAAAAUUGCGUUGUGCCAUGAAGAUCUUGUGAUACCUGGAUUUCAUGUGCUACACCUAAUCUUGAGUUUCUGAGCUGCAGAAAAUUUAAGUGGGCAUAACCUUGACUAUGAUCAACUUAAGAUAGCUUGAGAGAUUCACUUACAAAGAACAAGUUUCUGGCAAACGAUUUCGUCAAUCGGAGUAUUGAAAGGGAGUCUCGCAUGGUCUAAUUAUGAUUUUCUUACGCUAAUUUGUGAAAUAAUAGAAACACAAGAGACAUGGUAACAUAUGAACUUGAAGGCAGAGCUGUUGUUCAAUGCAGAAUUGAAACUGUAACUUAAUAGUACUUAAUAGUAUUGACUACCAUUAUAAA
This is a messenger RNA of Vicia villosa (hairy vetch), 2043 nucleotides long. Its product is annotated as mitogen-activated protein kinase 16-like. Gene Ontology annotation, molecular function: MAP kinase activity; ATP binding. Gene Ontology annotation, cellular component: nucleus; cytoplasm. The coding region runs from base 1078 to 1614 and encodes 178 amino acids. Gene Ontology annotation, biological process: intracellular signal transduction; protein phosphorylation. The record is from RefSeq and is a predicted model, not a curated record. NCBI's taxonomy places the organism in Eukaryota, Viridiplantae, Streptophyta, Magnoliopsida, Fabales, Fabaceae. The transcript is spliced from 7 exons.